This is a messenger RNA of Bipolaris oryzae ATCC 44560, 1128 nucleotides long. RefSeq lists its product as uncharacterized. Gene Ontology annotation, cellular component: cytoplasm. Lineage: Eukaryota; Fungi; Ascomycota; Dothideomycetes; Pleosporales; Pleosporaceae. The transcript is spliced from 5 exons. Gene Ontology annotation, molecular function: 2-oxoglutarate-dependent dioxygenase activity. Bases 1 to 1128 code for a protein of 375 amino acids. The record is from RefSeq and is a predicted model, not a curated record.
AUGUCUGCCUCUGCAACUCUCAUUAGCACCAGCUCUACUCCGGCAGAGAUCAAUUACAAGGAAACGUCAAAAGGUCCUGCCGCGACACGGCUAGUACAGCCUCUGAAGUCGUCUGGAGCUCUCGACGCUCAUGCGCAUUUUUCCGUCACGCCAGUGAUUGGGGAGGAGUUUGAAGAUUUGCAAGUUAGUCAAAUUCUACAUGACGACGACAAGAUCAGGGACCUUGCAAUCAUGGUCUCCGAACGUGGCGUAGUGUUCCUACGAAACCAGGACAUUACACUUGAGGAUCAGAAGGCACUUGCUCAGAAGCUCGGUGACCUGACGGGAAAGCCUAAAACAUCUAAGCUCCACCGUCACGCGUUUAAUGCGAGUCGAAGAGGUAUUACUGAUGACCCCAAUGACAAGGUCGACCCAGAAGUGUUCGUAAUUUGCUCUAAGGAGGGUUACAAAUACUAUGAUGAUAGAUUUCGAUACAAGUGCAAAGCCAUUGCUAGUGAAGGAUGGCACUCUGACAUGACAUAUGAGCAGGUUCCCCCAGACUAUUCUCUCCUCAAGAUUCACACCAUUCCAAAUGGGAAUAGUGGCGGAGAUACGCUUUGGGCUUCUGGGUACGAAGCAUACGACCGCAUGUCACCUCCCUGGAAGGUCUUUGCUGAAUCGCUCACGGGUGUUCAUGCUCAACCUAACUUCUCUGAAAUUGCGAAACGUUUUGACGGAAACAUGCUUGAGGGCAACCGUGGCUCUCCCCUCAAUACAAGGACAGACUUUGCAGCGUCGCAUCCCGUUAUCCGCACCAACCCCGUUACGGGGUGGAAGUCUCUCUUCGGAGCCGCUCACCAGCUGGAAGGUGGCUACUUUGAGGGCAUGACGAAGGAAGAGAACCAUAUCUUAAAAGCAUAUUUUCUGAAGCUCAUUGCAGAGAAUCAUGAUCUCCAGGUUCGAUUGAAAUGGAACGUCAAUGAUCUUGCCAUCUGGGAUAACCGAUGCGUGUUCCAUUCAGCGACGAACGACGUAUCCGGAAAUGCCACGAGCACAUCGAUGAAGAAAGGGAACCGUGCUGUAAGCCUAGGAGAGAAACCCUUCUUUGAUCCGGUAUCCAAGUCUCGGCAGGAAGCACUCGCCCUAUAG